UUGCAGAGGAACCGUUGCUCCAAAGCCUUCAGCCGUGGGCCGCCGUCGCUCCCAUUCCUUCAGCCGUGGGCCGCCGUCGCUCCCAUUCCUUCAGCCGUGGGCCGCCGUCGCUCCCCGGUCAAUGACAGCAACAUUGUUGACACCUGUCAGGUGGUAGGUUCGCAGUGUCCGACCCUAAAAGCGGAGGUUUCCACCGGCCCCGGGGCAGCGGGAGCCCCGGCAGGCGGCGGCGGUGACUCUGGUACGCCGGCAUUUAAAGGCUCUCCCGCUGCCCGUCCCGUCUCUGGUCGUGGUCCACUACCUCCUCCAUGCAUUGGAGUCCUGGGCCCCAGCGCACCGGCUCCGGCUCCAGCCAUGUCGGCGAGGAAUUCAGCGGCUGGCGGCGGUGACAGAGCGGGAAGCGAACCGGCAGAAGAUGUGCUGGUUGAAGAAGAACAAAGCAGCUCUCUGCCCGGCCUGAUGACUCCAUCUUCAGUGGCUGGUAUGUCCUUGAGCAUCGAGAUGCCCAGGAAGCGUAAGGGCAGCACAGACAACCAGGACUCAAAAUCCACUUCUAUGAAUGAUGCAGAAAUGGAAGAUGACCCAAACAGGUCAGAUGGAGAGGACCAACAUGUUAAAAUGAAGUGUUUCAGGGAACCUCAUAGCCAAAUUGAAAAAAGGCGACGAGAUAAAAUGAACAAUCUCAUCGACAAGCUUUCUGCCAUGAUCCCUACCUGUAACCCCAUGUCCCGUAAACUGGACAAACUCACUGUGCUUAGAAUGGCCGUGCAGCACCUCAAAUCUCUCAAAGGUUCAACAAGCUCCUUCUCUGAAGCAAGCUACAAGCCAUCUUUCCUUCCUGACGAAGACCUUAAACACCUUGUCCUCAAGGCUGCGGAUGGGUUCCUGUUUGUAGUGGGCUGUGAUCGUGGGAAAAUAGUUUUUGUCUCAGAGUCCGUCACGAAGAUAUUAAAUUAUAGUCGGGCCGAGCUGAUUGGACAGAGCCUGUUUGAUUACAUACACCCCAAGGACAUGGGAAAAGUGAAGGAGCAGCUGUCGGCCUCUGAGCUGCACCCUCGUGAACGACUAAUAGAUGCUAAAACUGGUCUGCAGGUCCAGGCUGACCUUCCAGUGGGUGCAACACGCUUGUGUUCGGGUGCACGCCGCUCCUUCUUCUGCCGCAUGAAGUUCAACAAAAUACCUGUCAAAGUCGAACAGAAGGAGUCACAGCCCAACACCUCCAAAAAGAAAGAGUCCCAGAAGUACUGCACAGUCCAUUGUACAGGCUACAUGCGCAGCUGGCCCACCAGUCAUAUGGGAGCAGAGGGGGAGGGGGAGGUGGACAAGCAGGAUAGCUCCCACUUCAGCUGCCUGGUGGCAGUGGGACGCGUCCACUCCCACUCAUCUCCCCAGGUUAACGGAGAAGUCCGAGUUAAACCCACAGAGUUCAUCACACGCUUUGCCAUGGAUGGCAAAUUCACCUUUGUUGAUCAAAGAGCAACAACGAUUCUUGGUUAUCUUCCUCAAGAGUUGCUUGGGACUUCAUGCUACGAGUACUUCCAUCAAGACGACUUACCACAUUUAGCAGAGAGCCAUAGAAAAGUGCUGCGGAGUAAGGAAAAAAUCGAAACAAACUGCUAUAAGUUCAAAACAAAACAUGGCUCUUUUGUCACUCUGCAAAGUCAGUGGUUUAGUUUUGUAAAUCCCUGGACCAAAGAAGUAGAAUACAUAGUGUCCACUAACACAGUCAUAUCGCAUGAUCACAGUCGAACUGGACGGACGGGGAAUAAGUCUGAACAGUCCAUUAAUUCCAAGGCGUCUGAAGAAAGUUGCAAGAAGUCGCCUCCAAUCAUACCAGGCAUCUCCACCACACCCGGAGCUAUGAUUUUUGCUGGAAGCAUAGGAACCCAGAUUGCCAAUGAGCUGCUGGAUUUCAAUAGGUUGAACUCCUCACCCUCUAGUGGGAACGUCAGCCCCUUCAGUCUCCCACAGGAUAAAUCUCCACAAACUCUCAAUCAAAUCAGCAACAAUGUGCCAAACGGAGAGACAUCUGACAUGGAGGUAGCAGGAAAGUCCAGCUCAGAGAGUGAGCCUCAAGGAGCUUCUUUCUCAGGAGGAGAAUCUCUAAUGGGGGAAAAUUCCCAGCUGGACUUGGACAGUGUAGUUGGACCAGGCCUCAGUAGUCUUAGCAAUGAUGAAGCAGCCAUGGCCGUGAUCAUGAGCCUCCUGGAAACCGACACAAACUUGGGAGAAGCGGUUGACUUUGAGGAGAUGCAUUGGUCCUUAUAG
Molecule: messenger RNA, 2268 nt
Organism: Menidia menidia (Atlantic silverside)
Lineage: Eukaryota; Metazoa; Chordata; Actinopteri; Atheriniformes; Atherinopsidae
Source: the annotation of a GenBank genome assembly